Messenger RNA from Monoraphidium neglectum, 651 nucleotides. RefSeq lists its product as hypothetical. The transcript has 4 exons. The record is from RefSeq and is a predicted model, not a curated record. Bases 1 to 651 code for a protein of 216 amino acids. Lineage: Eukaryota; Viridiplantae; Chlorophyta; Chlorophyceae; Sphaeropleales; Selenastraceae. Gene Ontology annotation, molecular function: protein binding.
AUGCGCGUGCUGGCGAACCCGCUGGCAGGUGGCGGUGCCCAGCGGCCUGGAAAGCGCGUGCGGCGGCCGGUCGGAUGGCACAAGGCCGCAGGCGGCAGCCCUGAGCAGCGCCUAGUGCAGGCAGCAGCGGCAGGGGACUUGCGACAGGUGGUGGCGGCUCUAGACGAGGGCGGCGCCCAAAUCGACGCGCGCGACGCUCACUCGGGCCUGACGGCGCUGGCGGCGGCCAGCGCUGCUGGCGCGGCGCCGGUCGUCGUAGAGCUGCUGCGGCGCGGGGCGGACGCAUACGCAUACGCCGACGGCGGCGCGACGCCGAUGACGCUGGCGGCGAGGGGCGGCCACCUGGCAUGCCUGAGGCUCCUGAACGACGCCGGCGCCGACGCCUUUGCAAUGGCGGACGACGGCCGGACGCCGCUGUCGGAGGCCGCCGCCGCCGGCGCCGCCGACUGCAUCCUGUACCUGUCAGAGGGCUGUUUCGUCCCCAUCAGGGACGAGGUCGUAUCCGAGAGCAUCAGGACGGGGGAGCAUGCGCUGCAGCUGGCGGCGCGCAGCGGGCACGCUGGAGCGGUGGACGUGCUGCUGCGGCUGGGGGCCAGGGCAAACCGGGUGGACGCGUGCGGGAGGAGCGCGCUGUGGGAGGCGGCAAGGUAG